AUGAUCGCCACAAAGUCGAGCUCUCCUGAGGAGAAGGAGAAUGAACUCAAUGAGUAUGAGCAACACAUUGCUACACCACCACCAAGCCAAAGCCGCAAAUUUUCGAUUAGGACUACCGCAACACCACCAGAGACCACUGUAGCCAGCCCGAUGAACAAACUGACAUUGCUUGCCGGUUAUUUCCCCCUUGUGGAAGAUGAGAACUUUGACCUCGAGAUGAAGGCAAUCUUCGCUGGUCACUUGGAGGUCGACAGGUCCUUUAGGCGAUUCGAAGAAUUCCUUGAAACGGGCCAUGAGAACUCAUGGUACUGCAUUCAAGAUAUCGUGAAGUAUGGCUACAGCUUCGGUUCAUGGAAUGAUAACAUCUGUAAGAACGAAGAGCACGAUGGCGUUCAGUGUCGACAGGUCAAGGUCACGGCCGUUGACUCUAUCAGACGACUUCACUUCAAACUCGAUGAAGAUGUGAGGGCGAAUGCCUAG
Messenger RNA from Fusarium redolens, 480 nucleotides. RefSeq lists its product as uncharacterized. The coding region runs from base 1 to 480 and encodes 159 amino acids. Lineage: Eukaryota; Fungi; Ascomycota; Sordariomycetes; Hypocreales; Nectriaceae. The record is from RefSeq and is a predicted model, not a curated record. The transcript has a single exon.